This is a messenger RNA of Hippocampus comes (tiger tail seahorse), 1790 nucleotides long. RefSeq names its product mab-21-like 2 (gene mab21l2). The record is from RefSeq and is a predicted model, not a curated record. Lineage: Eukaryota; Metazoa; Chordata; Actinopteri; Syngnathiformes; Syngnathidae.
GGUCACUACCCCCCCAAUGCACCGAAGUGGAUAUGACGGUCAAGGUGCUCGCGUGGACUACUCGCGUUAUGUUGCGUGUACGUGUGUCUCUCUCUCUCUUUCUCUCUCACGCACGCACACACACACACGCACGCACGCGCUCUCUCGCUUGCUUGCUUUCUUUCUCUCUCUCUUUUUCUGUCGCUCGCCCCCUCCAGCCGCCUCGGCCGUCGCUGAUUGGCUGCGCGGGGGCCGGGCAGCCUUCACUCCUGCUCGAGGAGCAAGCCGGGGCUCCUUCACUCUUGCUCCAAAGAGCCAUUCAUAAAAGUGCGGCUUGAAGGACGAGCAGGACCAUGAGCGAGCCGCAGCGCCCAAGUCGGACUUUGUAGAUCCGAGAAGCGGGAGUAAGAACUUUUUGGUUGUUGCUGUUGUUUGGAGCUGCGUUUUGAGUUCCCCCCGUCCCCUUCUCCCACCCCACCGGUUAGCGUUGGAUCCGUCGGCCUACUGCGACUCCCCGGCGUACGGCCCGGACCUGUGCCCCAACAUGAUCGCCACGCAGGCCAAGCUGGUGUACCAGCUCAACAAGUACCACGGCGAGCGGUGCCAAGCGCGCAAGGCCGCCAUUGCCAAGACCAUCCGCGAGGUGUGCAAGGUGGUGUCGGACGUGCUGAAGGAGGUGGAGGUGCAGGAGCCGCGCUUCAUCAGCUCGCUGAGCGAGAUCGACGCGCGCUACGAGGGCAUGGAGGUCACGUCGCCCAACGAGUUCGAGGUGGUGCUCUACCUCAACCAGAUGGGCGUGUUCAACUUCGUGGACGACGGUUCGCUGCGCUGGCUCGUGCAGACGCGUGUGGCGCAGGCGGUGGACAAGUGCAGCUACCGCGACGUGGUCAAGAUGGUGGCGGACACCAGCGAGGUGCGGCUGCGCAUCCGCGAGCGCUACGUGGUGCAGAUCACGCCGGCCUUCAAGUGCACGGGCAUCUGGCCGCGCAGCGCGGCGCAGUGGCCGGCGGCCCACAUCCCCUGGCCGGGGCCCAACCGCGUAGCCGAGGUCAAGGCGGAGGGCUUUAACCUGCUCUCCAAGGAGUGCUACUCGCUCACCGGCAAGCAGAGCUCGGCCGAGAGCGACGCCUGGGUGCUGCAGUUCAGCGAGGCCGAGAACCGGCUGCUCAUGUCCGGCUGCCGCAAGAAGUGCCUGUCGGUGCUCAAGACGCUGCGCGACCGCCACCUGGAGCUGCCCGGCCAGCCGCUGAACAGCUACCACAUGAAGACGCUGCUGCUGUACGAGUGCGAGAAGCACCCGCGCGAAGCCGACUGGGACGAAGCGUGCCUGGGCGACCGGCUCAACGGCAUCCUGCUGCAGCUCAUCUCCUGCCUGCAGUGCCGCCGAUGCCCGCACUACUUUCUUCCCAACCUGGACCUCUUUCAGGGCAAGCCGCACUCGGCCCUGGAGGCGGCCGCCAAGCAGACGUGGAGGCUGGCCAGGGAGAUCCUCACCAACGCCAAGAGCUUGGACAAGUUAUAAGAAAGAAAAAAAAAAAAACACGCAAACUCCCGGCUCGUACUUUUUGUUUUCUUUUUCUUUUUUUUUUUUUUUUGCGAGUUGACUGAGGUUAAAAAAAGUGACAUCGUUUGGGGGCUUUGGAGCAGAAGCAGGAAAAAGACACGAAGGUACAUUUGUUCUCCUUUUUAAAUGUUCUCACCAAGUGAAGAAGAAGGAACUUUUAUUUAAAAAUGCAAUGAAAGCAACGUGCCAACUGGUUUUCUUUUGAGGGGGGGGGGCAAAAAUGUUAAUAAAAUGUUGGAAGUUUAAA